AUGGGCUUGCGAUUCCUUCUUGACCUAGGAUGCCUAACCUAUGUAAAUGCAGGGCUUCUCUUCACUCUUCUUCACAUCGCAAACUUAACUUCUCUACUUUCUAGCUUGAGGGAGAUCUUGGAAAAUUUGUACUGCUUGUCGAAGAGAGAAGUCGCUGUGCAUCCCAAGGCCAACUGGGGGAAGUCCGGCUAG
This is a messenger RNA of Prunus armeniaca (apricot), 192 nucleotides long. The record is from the annotation of a GenBank genome assembly. NCBI's taxonomy places the organism in Eukaryota, Viridiplantae, Streptophyta, Magnoliopsida, Rosales, Rosaceae.